Salvia miltiorrhiza (redroot sage) is the source of this 1971-nucleotide messenger RNA. RefSeq names its product protein FAR1-RELATED SEQUENCE 5-like. Gene Ontology annotation, molecular function: zinc ion binding. The transcript has 2 exons. Gene Ontology annotation, biological process: regulation of DNA-templated transcription. The record is from RefSeq and is a predicted model, not a curated record. The coding region runs from base 1 to 1971 and encodes 656 amino acids. Lineage: Eukaryota; Viridiplantae; Streptophyta; Magnoliopsida; Lamiales; Lamiaceae.
AUGCCAAUUUGUGAUGAUAAUGAGAAGCCAUAUGUCGGUAAGACAUUCAAAUCCAUUGAGGAGCCGUGGAAAUUUUAUAAAGAUUACGGCUAUGCUUCUGGUUUCGAUGUUCGGAAAGGAUCCAGCAAAAAAGGGAAAUCCGGUCAGAUUAUUUAUCGCCACUUUGUGUGCAUAAGGGAAGGCAUUCAUCAUGGGGUAAAUGAUGAGUCAUCAGGAAUGCAAUCAAAGACCAAAAAGAGACGUCGAAAGCCAUCUUCCAGGAAUGGUUGCAAAGCACGAAUGAUUGUUACCGUGCACAACGAAAGUGAAUACAUCGUUAGUAGUUUCACUAAAGCUCAUAACCACAAGUUAAUAUCUCUGGAAUGCCGACAUUUGAUGAAAUACAAUCGGAAUGUUGAUGCCUCACAUCAAAUGAUAAUGUUAAAAUGUGCUAAGGCCAACAUUGGACCAAUGAGAGCAUUCAGAGUUUUUAAAGAGCUGGUGGGUAGUUACGAAGAUAUUGGAUGUACGAGUAAUUACUUCAAAAAUUUAUCGUAUCAAAUGAAUUCGUACCCCGAUGGCUCCGAUGCACAACUGUUGUUGGACAGGCUUAUCACUAAACGUGAUCUUGAAGAUGGGUUUAGAUGUGAAUACUUGCUUGACGACUGCCAGAAGGUGAAGAGCAUAUUCUGGAGCGAUGGCAUCGGACUUCAGAAUUUCAGCAUAUUUGGUGAAGGCGUUUCUUUUGAUGCGACUUACACCAUGAACAAGUAUAACAUGAUUUUUGCACCAUUUACUAGAAAGGAUAACCAUGGUGGAUGUGUUACAUUUGCAGUUGGGUUACUGAGUAGGGAAGAUGUUAGUUCUUAUUCUUGGAUACUUAAGCAAUUUGUGGAAUGCAUGGGUCGCAACCCUACUAUGUUGAUAACUGACCAAGACCCCGCAUUGAAAAUCGCCGUGGAAAAAGUCAUGCCGAAUACCAGACAUAGGUUUUGCAUGUGGCAUAUAAUGAUGAAGGUCGCUCAGAAACUUCCAAUUUCCCUACGAGAUAAUGCCGAACUGACAAGUGGGUUAUACGAGGUGGCAUGGUUAGAAUUUGACGAGCCUGCUGAUUUUGAGGAGAAGUGGUUCGAGGUUAUAAACGAUUAUGGCCUGGACGAUCAUUCGUGGUUCUCAGACAUGUUCUCAUUGCGGAAAUAUUGGAUUCCAGCCUUCUUCCGUGAUUUACCAAUGAGUGGUUUGUUUAGAACGACGUCAAUGUCCGAAAGCGAGAAUAGUUUCUUCCAUAAGUUUCUGAAUCACAAUUCCAACUUGGCUUCCUUCUACAUUCACUUUGAAAGCGCUAUGCAGGCUCAAAGACACUCUUAUAAACAAUUGUGCAUGGCUGACCAAACUACCACACCACAUAUCGAGACUCACGCUCCCAUAGAGCAGCAUGCUUCUCGUAUCUAUACCAAGAAGAUUUUCUUGGAAGUACAGGUGGAGAUCAAAGAAGCAUUUGAUCGUUGCCGCAUUAAGUCAAUGGAUACAGGAGAUGAAGUACAUAAGUAUGUUGUUGAUGAUCGUUCAAAUGGUAUAUUUUUUGUCACUCAUAACAUGUUAGAGGAUACCAUUAUUUGUUCUUGCAAAAAGUUCGUGAAGAUUGGUUUGGUAUGUAGGCAUAUGUUUGUUGUAAUGCGUAACGUUGGUCUGAAAGCUAUUCCACAGAAGUACAUCGUUGAUAGAUGGUUGAAGGACGCAGGUGCAAGUGCGAUAUCAUCUGGCGGAACAAAGGCACACAACAGGCCGUUAUUCUCAGAGGCAUUUAGAUGUAUUUCAAUCGCUGAAGGGAAUGAGGCUUUAACCGCAUCCCUUCUGUCUGAACUGAAAAGAUGGGCAGAUGCAAAUGAGACGCCGACCAUGACGCCUGCAACUGCUAAGGAAAGAAUGUUUGAGACGUUCUAUGGAUCUAAACUACCAACUGAAAUAACAGUACACCCCCUGACCCGGUAA